AUGGGAAUUAAAAAAAAUUGUACUAUUUUUCCCUCUUGUUGUGCUAAAAGGAAUCAAAAGGGGACAUUGUAUUAUGUCUCGUUUAAAUUUCUUUGCUUAAGUUUAUAUAUAAUUGGAUUUUAUUAUGUUUUAUUUAAUAACUCUUUAGAAAAUGGUAGCUUAGAAAUAGCUAAAAAUUGUAAUAUAUAUAAACGAAAUUUAGUUCAGGAGGAAAAAGUUAAGGUACCAAAAAAGAAAAAAAAUUUAAAAUAUAAAAAAGGAGAUGUGAUUAAAGUAAAAUCCAAUGAAACUGAUAUUAAAUGUAAUGAAGAAGUAGUAGCGGAAAAUGACAAUAGUAGUAAUAAUUGUUGUGCAAAUAAUAAUGCGGAAAGUGAAAGUAAUGUUUCUAUAUGUAAUAUAAAUUAUAAUGAUAUGUCAAAGAAUUUAACAGAAAAAGAAUUAUAUGAGGUUUUAAAUUCAUUUAAAGAAUGCCCUCCAAAAGAAGAUCUUAGAAAUAUAUGGAAUCAUACACUUUCUGUCGUGAAACAAGGUUUUGAUAAUAUAUUUCACGAGUUAAAGGUAUCAAUACAAGAAAAUUUAGAUAAUGAUAUUGAUUUGGGUGAUGGAAAACUCUUAUAUAACGAUAUAUGGUCAAGACUUUAUUUCAACUAUUGUAGAGAAUUAAGAACAGAAGAGGCAGAAUACAUUAAAAAGUUUUAUAGAUUAAUUAAUGAUAAAAGUAGAAUUGAUAAAAGUUUAAAUUUUAUUUAUUCAUUCUUAGAACAUUUUAAUACAUUUAAAGGGGAACUGAAGGAAAAUUUCGAAAAGGAGCUCUCAAAAGAAAUUAAGAAAAGUGCUAAUAGUUAA
Messenger RNA from Plasmodium gaboni, 846 nucleotides. RefSeq names its product exported protein (PHISTa). Lineage: Eukaryota; Apicomplexa; Aconoidasida; Haemosporida; Plasmodiidae. The coding region runs from base 1 to 846 and encodes 281 amino acids. The record is from RefSeq and is a predicted model, not a curated record. The transcript is spliced from 2 exons.